AUGACGACCAACUAUCAGCCUGGAAAGAAAAUCCUCUUCGACGACUCAGUCAUGAAAGAUAUAACCCAAUUAAUCAAAUACCACUGCAGAGACGUAUUACACCAUGCAGGCCUCUCCCCACCGCAAAAAGGCUCUUUCAACAUGGUUAUCCGACUACGCCUCACCAGCACCUCAGCGAUAAUCCGCUUCCCAAUACCGGGGUACUCCGUCUUCCCAGACGAAAAAGUCACCCGCGAAGUAUCUGUGAUGCGAUUUCUUGAGCGACACAUGGGCAUCCGAAUACCGCACGUCCUGCACCACGGCUGUAUCGAAAAUCCCGCUCUAGGCCCAUACAUUAUCAUGGAGUAUAUUGACCAUAACGCUGAUUUGGUGGAUGAGCUGAAUACACCCGGACUACCGGAUGAAGAUAGGCCUGUUCUCGACCCAAACGUCAAUGAAGAUAGGCUGCGCUCCGUGUAUAAUCAGAUGGCAGGAUUGUUGCUACAGGUUUCGAAACGCUCGUUUACGCGUAUUGGAUGUAUAUCUAAUGCUGCGGAAGACGAGUUUGAUGAUGAGUGGGUUGUGAAACAUCGACCGUUGAGUAUCAAUAUGAAUGAGCUUGUGCAGGUUGGUGGUGUGACGAAUGAGGAUCUACCGGCGAUGAUGGAAACGUUCGAGACGACGGAGGGGUAUUUCCUUGCUCUUGCAGAGUUGCAUAUGACGCAUCUUUCGUCGCAGAGGAACGAUGCUGUUGACGAUGCGCAGGACUGCAGGACGAAGUAUAUUGCGCGGUGGACGCUCUGUUGGGUUGGGCAGGAGGGGGUGUUCAAGCUAUUCUGUGAUGAUCUACGGCCAGCGAAUAUGCUUGCUAACUCAGAUUUUGGGUAUAAGAUAUCUGGGGCUAUUGAUUGGGAGUUUACUUAUGCUGCACCGUUGAAGUUCGUGUAUAGUCCGCCGUGUUGGCUGCUGCUUGAACGGCCGGAGUACUGGGCGAACGGGAUAAAUGGUUGGGAGCGGCUGUAUGAGGCCCGAUUGGAGGUGUUCUUGCAGGAGCUGCGCAUGCGAGAGGACGUUGACAUUCAACGUGGCGUUAUUGGUGAGGAAAAUCGGCUUUCUGGGCAUAUGCGCGAGAGUUGGGAUAAUGGGGGUUUUUGGGCUUUUGAUAUUGUCUACUGGGAGAGGAUUGAUCGGAAGUUCUUUGGGGAGGGAAGUUUAGAAGACCGGAUUGGAUUGUUGACUGUUGAGGAGAGGGAUGGGAUGGAGGCGUUUGUACAGAGAAAAUUGGCUGAAAAGGGGGCUUAUCAGGGAAGCUCAAAUCCACGCCAGGAGUAUAUAAACGGUUGA
This is a messenger RNA of Penicillium vulpinum, 1323 nucleotides long. RefSeq lists its product as uncharacterized. The transcript has 4 exons. Lineage: Eukaryota; Fungi; Ascomycota; Eurotiomycetes; Eurotiales; Aspergillaceae. The record is from RefSeq and is a predicted model, not a curated record. The coding region runs from base 1 to 1323 and encodes 440 amino acids.